AUGUCGAAAAAUGGGACCAACAACCCGAAUCGACAAGGCGGUGGUAUAAGCGACGACGAGGAGAUGGAGGACAACAGCCCAGCUAACGAAGUUCCAGCUUCGUCGGCGCCACAACAACCACAGCAGCAACCGCCACAGCAGCCACCGCAACCGCAGCAGCAACCGCAGCAGCAACGACAGCAGCAGCAACUACAGCAGCAGAAUGCUACCUCACCGGUGCUGGAUCAUACCGGGUGGCCCGCACUACAGCUCGGUGGUGCCCAUCCCGGUAUGCCUGGUGGAGCGUUACCCUCUAUGGUACCGCUACAGCAGCAGCAGCAGCAACCGGCUGGGAUGCCAUCUUUUGAGAAGUACUGUGAGCAGUCAGAAAUGAAGGCUUACAUGUACGACCCGAUGGCUGGCUACCAGUGGCAACAACCAGGUGCUGCUUAUAUGCAACCACCAAAUUACUACAGCAGCAUAUGA
Gongylonema pulchrum is the source of this 465-nucleotide messenger RNA. Lineage: Eukaryota; Metazoa; Nematoda; Chromadorea; Rhabditida; Gongylonematidae. The record is from the annotation of a GenBank genome assembly.